AGACAGAAGGGAAGGAUCUGAUGCCAUUCUGUCGAGGCGAAAGAACUAGGAAAGAGGGCUGGUUGAGUGCCCGGAUUUUAUGCCAUCAACAGCUUCUGAGUAGAAGCAAGAGGAGGAAAAGGGAGAGUGGAUGCAUGUAAUGGAAUACUCUACCAAAAGGAAAGGUAUUAACCUCACAAGUUAAUCAGUCAAUUUGGACAUCUUCUGCCCUUUGAGAGAGUGCUAAGGGAGCUCUUCUAGCAAACAAAGUACUUCAGAACAUUGCAUAACUCCUGAACAAUUGGCUGAGGUAAUGCUGAAAAGCUCUUUGCUGUGAGGUCUGCAACAAAAAUAUUAAAACCUAAUUUACAUUCAAUUCAGUUGAAAUUUGUUGAACAGCUAUGGAAGUAGAAAAUGAGCAGACAGAUAACAUCAACACAACAGAUAAUCUGAGUGAUACUCCAUUUUCUGGUGAUGAUGAAAAUGGUGGAACUGAGGAAACAAAAACUGAAAUCAAUGGUAACUGGAUCCCGGCAACAUCUAUUAAUGAAGCUAAAAUCAAUGCCAGAGCAAAGAGGAGGCUGAGAAAAAAUUCUUCUAGAGACUCUGGAAGAGGAGACUCAGUGAGUGACAAUGGAGAAGCAGUGAAAAGUGGAGUUACUGUACCAACAAGUCCAAAGGGAAAGAAUCUGGAUAGGCGAUCUCGUUCGGGAAAGGGAAGAGGCCUACCAAAGAAAGGUGGUGCAGGAGGCAAAGGUGUUUGGGGAACACCUGGGCAAGUGUACGAUUUGGAGGAAGUGGAUAUUAAAGAUCCCAACUAUGAUGAUGAUCAGGAUAACUGUGUCUAUGAAACCGUAGUUCUGCCUUUGGAUGAAAGAGCAUUUGAGAAGACGUUAACUCCAAUAAUCCAGGAAUAUUUUGAACAUGGGGAUACUAAUGAAGUUGCGGAGAUGCUGAAAGACCUCAGUCUUGGUGAAAUGAAAUACAGUGUACCUGUGUUGGCUGUAUCAUUGGCAUUAGAGGGGAAGGCUAGUCACAGAGAGAUGACCUCUAAACUCCUUGCUGACCUGUGUGGGACAGUAGUUGGAAGACAUGAUGUGGAGAAGUCCUUUGACAGACUUCUCAGAGACUUACCAGAACUGGUACUGGACACUCCCAGAGCACCACAGUUGGUGGGUCAGUUUAUUGCAAGAGCAGUUGGAGAUGAGAUUCUACGCUGUAGUUACAUAGAUGGUUACAAAGGCACUGUGGACUGUGUUCAGGCUCGGGCUGCUCUGGAUCGAGCUACUGUACUGCUGAGUAUGACCAAAGGUGGGAAACGCAUAGACAAUGUAUGGGGAUCAGGAGGUGGGCAGCAGUCUGUGAAACAUCUUGUUAAAGAGAUUGAUAUGCUGUUGAAAGAAUACCUUCUUUCAGGAGAUGUUUCUGAAGCAGAACGUUGUCUUCAAGAGUUAGAAGUACCCCAUUUUCACCAUGAACUUGUAUAUGAAGCAGUUGUGAUGGUUUUGGAAUCAACUGGAGAAACAAACUUUAAGUUGAUGCUUGAUUUGUUGAAAUCCCUUUGGAGAUCUGCCGUCAUUACUACGGACCAAAUGAAAAGAGGUUAUGAACGAGUUUACCGUGAAAUUCCAGACAUUAAUCUUGAUGUGCCGCAUUCAUACUCUGUGCUUGAGCGGUUUGUAGAGGAAUGCUUCAGUGCGGGAUUAAUUUCCAAACCAUUAAGAGACCUCUGUCCUUUCAGGGGAAGGAAGCGCUUUGUAAGCGAAGGGGAUGGUGGCCGCCUGAAAUCUGAGAGCUACUGAAUACAAGAACCAACUCUUGCAGCUGUAGAUGUUUAAAGGGAAUAUAUAUGUAUAUAUUCUAUAGUAAGAGUUGCUUAGCACAGUUCAUUUAUUUUUAAGAGAUGCACUUGUUUGGGGACACAACUUCUGAAAGUUUUAUAAACUUGUGUUCACAAGGGAAAAUGUUUCCAUUUUCUUUUUCUCUGGGCCUAUAGUUGGAUGGAACAAGUAACCCAUCUUUUUAUGGAGGUUUGCUGAAAUAAGCUAAUCUUUUACGUGCCAUAUGUUUGACCUAAUCAUUCCAUGUUUUACACUGAUGUCUGCCUGCCUGCCACGCCUUUCUUUCAAGGACAGUGUUUUUGUAGUAAAAUCACUGAUUUAUACAAAGCUGCUGGAACCCUAUUUUGGCUGCUGCUGUGAGGGGGAAAUGGUUAUUUGUUUUAACAAAUCUAAGAAAUUUAGUUUUUAUUGUAAGAUGUAUUCAUCUUUUUCCAGGGAACAUACUGAUUUGGUCUUAAAGACUAAUUCAGCAAAUGGUGGCUGGAACAUCUAUUUUUUUUCUACAAAACUGGAAAAAUGUAGAGUUUUGAUAGAAUGUAUUGCAAAAUAAAAUUUUCUGAAGCAGA
This is a messenger RNA of Elgaria multicarinata webbii, 2386 nucleotides long. It is a transcript of the gene PDCD4, whose product is annotated as programmed cell death 4. Gene Ontology annotation, cellular component: nucleus; cytosol. The coding region runs from base 381 to 1781 and encodes 466 amino acids. The record is from RefSeq and is a predicted model, not a curated record. Lineage: Eukaryota; Metazoa; Chordata; Lepidosauria; Squamata; Anguidae. Gene Ontology annotation, biological process: negative regulation of DNA-templated transcription. The transcript has 13 exons.